Tyto alba (common barn owl) is the source of this 3101-nucleotide messenger RNA. RefSeq names its product purinergic receptor P2X 4 (gene P2RX4). Gene Ontology annotation, molecular function: purinergic nucleotide receptor activity; extracellularly ATP-gated monoatomic cation channel activity; ATP binding. Bases 161 to 1330 code for a protein of 389 amino acids. NCBI's taxonomy places the organism in Eukaryota, Metazoa, Chordata, Aves, Strigiformes, Tytonidae. The transcript has 12 exons. The record is from RefSeq and is a predicted model, not a curated record. Gene Ontology annotation, biological process: response to ATP; monoatomic cation transmembrane transport. Gene Ontology annotation, cellular component: plasma membrane; nuclear inner membrane.
CGGCGGAGGAGAGGCGGGGGCCGGUAAUCAAGAACCGGUGCGAGCCCUGGGGCCGCGGGAUCGCUCUCCCGGCUGCUCGGGGCGCUGUGGCUCCGCGGGGCUGCGGCAGCCGCUGCACGGCGUGUGGAAGCUCCCGCCCGCUCCUUCCAAGGCCGCCGCCAUGGUGUCGUGCGGGGCUUUCCACAGCUUCCUUUUCGAAUACGACACCCCCCGCAUCGUCCUGAUCCGGAGCCGCAAAGUGGGGCUCAUCAACCGCGGGGUGCAGCUCGCCAUCCUCGCCUACGUAAUCGGCUGGGUCUUUCUGUGGGAGAAGGGCUACCAGGAAACAGACUCUGUGGUCAGUUCUGUAACCACAAAAGUAAAAGGAGUAACUCUGACAAACACAUCCACAUUGGGAACCAGGAUCUGGGAUGUAGCUGACUAUGUCAUCCCUCCUCAGGAGGAGAACAGUGUGUUUGUCAUGACCAAUGUGAUACUCACACUGAACCAGUACCAAGGCCACUGUCCAGAGUUUCCAGAUGAUAAAACAGAGUGCAAGGUGAAGAACAACUGUGUUCCAGGAUAUGUCAGCACCCACAGCAGUGGCAUCCAGACUGGGGAGUGCAUACCAUACAAUGACAGCAUUAAGACCUGUGAAGUCUUUGCGUGGUGCCCUGUGGAGGAUGAUAGUCAUAUACCCAAGCCAGCGUUCCUGCAAGAAGCUGAGAAUUUCACCAUUCUGGUGAAGAACAACAUUUGGUACCCCAAGUUCAACUUCAGCAAGCGAAACAUCCUCCCCAUUAUCAACUCCACCUACCUCAAGAACUGCAUCUAUGACUCCCAGACAGAUCCCUUCUGCCCUAUCUUUCGUUUAGGGAAAAUAGUUGAAGCUGCAGGGCAGAACUUCCAGGAAAUGGCUGUGGAGGGUGGAGUUAUGGCACUGCAGAUCAACUGGGACUGUAACCUUGACAGAGCUGCUUCCCACUGUGUGCCAAAGUACUCCUUCCGGCGCCUCGACAACAAGGACUCUGCUCACACUGUCUCACCUGGCUACAACUUCAGGUUCGCAAAAUACUACAAGGAUGUUAAUGGCACUGAAUCACGGACGCUUGUCAAAGCUUACGGCAUCCGCUUUGAUAUCAUAGUGUUUGGAAAGGCAGGGAAAUUUGAUGUAAUUCCUACCAUGAUUAACGUCGGCUCUGGUUUAGCACUGUUUGGUGUGGCAACAGUGCUGUGUGACAUUGUUGUUCUGUAUUGCAUGAAGAAGAAAUACUACUAUCGGGAGAAGAAAUACAAGUAUGUGGAGGAUUAUGAACUGGGAGUCAAUGAGACAUACGGAACAAACUCCUGACCUCCUGCUGCUACAGCACCAGCUGCUGCUGUAAACUGCUGCUGUGAACGUUACUCUGACCCUGCCAUGAGACCCACCCCCCUCUUGGCUUGAAGAGGGGAACAAAUGUGAGAAAGGGACCUUCUUCACUACUCUUCACUACUUUUGCUGGCUGGAGCAAACCCCCCCAGAGAGAAGAAUUGGGUCUGCUCCUUGUGUGCUGUCUUUCCAGGUUAAUUGCACUAAGGACAGAGGGAGAAUUGUGCUUCUAUGUCAGGCCUCUGCACUGGCUAAGCCUGGCACAGGGACCGCUUGGAUACUGUAAUUUUGACAGUCCUCUUUCCCCUGAGCUCAGCGGUAGCAGAGAUCACAGGGUUACAGGCACAGAUUCUUCCUUACAGUGAACAUGGCCCCUGUGGGGUGUUCCCUGACCUUGGGAAAGCAGCUCCUUGCUGUUGUUUUUUUCCUUGCUGUUGUUUUUUUCCUUGCCCUGAAGGAUUGUGAUGCUUAGCUGAGCCUAUGCCUACUAUUUAAUCGUGUCUCCAAGCUCCAGUGGCCACAGACCAAGACAAAAGCAGCACCUGGUUCCAUCAUGCUAUGGUAAAUGGCUUACUGCUUUACAGAAAUUUUUUUUUCUGUUUUGUCUAAUUUUUAUGGUACUACUUCAAAAUUUACUUUCUUUUUAAUAAAAUAUUGCCUUCUUACCAGUCCUGCAAGGUGGGUUUUGCUUGCUUAUUUUUCCCCAGGGCCUGUGAAGAUGCCAUUACUGGAGAGCUAGCGCAGCCAGUGCUGCUGGCUGCUUUGGCCCUUGAUUCUCUCAGCAAGACUUGCUGCUGCACCUACAGCUUCUGCUCCUCCUUGGUUCACCUAAAACCUUGUCUGCAUCUGUUGCAUUAAAACCCUGUCCAAGGGAAGAGACUUGAAAGUCUUUUUUGAAAGGCAGGAUUAGUUAGCCUAGCAUGGCCUUAGCCAGAUGCUAGUACCAACUGCACAGAACAGAUCUGUUAUUCCCUGGCAUACCUCCCUUGCCUUUCACCACCACACCCAGACCCUUGAUCAGGGUGGCUGUAUUUCAUGGGUUUUAACAAUUUGAUUUAAGUGAAUGUGUUGGCUUUUAUCUUCACAUGGCCUUGAGCUGCUCUAGCGACCACCCUGACAUGCAAGGUACAGCUCUUCCCUUUCUCAACCUUUUCUAGUGUUGCAGAGCCCUGGGACCUAUUCCAUACCUCCACCACCCUGGCUGGGGCUUUGCUGCCUUUUUCCAGCGGUGCAGUGGGUUUGCUACAGCAUUAUCAUUUUGUUUUAUUCUUUAUUUGCCCACUGCUGCUGAGCACUGAGUGUCCCAACUCGGAGGGUCCCUUUCCAAGAGUCAGCGCUCCGGUCUGUGCCUGUGACUGGCUCAGUUUGGAUUAUGCAGGGGCUAGAGCCACUGUGGUCUCCUUGUAGCCCAAGAUCCCCAGCAAGGGCAAAGCACCAGACUUCACUAAGCCAGGGAGGUGCUUGCAGAUUCCUCUUCAAACAAAAACUCUCAGAGCUUGAUAAAGACCAGUCAAACAGGAUAAUGGUUCCACUUGAUACUAACUCUGGGUUUGUUUGCAUGUCAUUUAUUUCAACUUGUACAGAGAAGCUUGAACAGCUGUGUGGAAAAACACUUAGUUGUUUGUUGUUUUGUUUUGUUUUUUCUUUCUUUCUUUUUAGGUAAUAUUAUUUAAAAGUGGUAAAUACACAGUAUUUAAACUUGAUACACCUGAUAAAGUUAAAUGCAUAAUAAAGGGGUAGGAAUGAAACACAA